Echinostoma caproni is the source of this 372-nucleotide messenger RNA. NCBI's taxonomy places the organism in Eukaryota, Metazoa, Platyhelminthes, Trematoda, Plagiorchiida, Echinostomatidae. The record is from the annotation of a GenBank genome assembly.
AUGGAAUCUUCAGAAGCUUACACCUUGCGAAUAUGCGGUCCUAAGAUAAUCCAAAAUCUCAAUGUGGCCGAUGUCUUAGAUGAUCUGUUUGCUGGUGGCUGGCUCACGAGCGAGGAAUGCGAGCUCAUAAACGCAGAGAGAACAUCGUCCGAUAAAACUCGAAAGCUUUUGGAUUACUUGCGUCGCAUGCCAACCGAGGGAAUCAAAUGCUUCCUCGAAGCUCUUGAGGAGAAUAAAGGCUGGCUAGCCGAUUAUAUUCGUUCACGCCAACGGGAGCAAGGUGCGGAACAGAGGUACGUGCCUCGUCUCCGGUUUUUGUUGAGAAAUUUUUUAAUUUCUAUGGGCUUGUUCUUACAAGCAGAUGAUUUAUGA